UUCCCUGAAGAAACAUGGGGGAAGCGGAGAUUGUGCCAUCCGAAGAGAAACAAGCAGAAACGGGCAUCUGUACCGCCGAAGAAUCAAUAGUAUGGAGUCAAGAAGUAGAAGUGUGUCUUUUUCACGCCAUGCUGGGCCACAAACCUGUAGGAGUGAAUCGUCAUUUCCACAUGAUCUGUAUUCGUGAUAAGUUCAGUCAGAACAUCGGCAGGCAGGUGUCAUCUAAAGUCAUCUGGGAUCACCUCAGCACCAUGUAUGACAUGCAAGCGCUGCACGAAUCAGAAAUACUCCCUUUUCCAAACUCUGAAAAGAGCUUUGUGCUGCCUGAAGAGAUCAUACAAGAUGUCAAAGAAGGUAAAGUGGGAUCUGAGGAUGAUGUGAAAGAGGAAUUCAAAGAAGAGAGUGACCCUCCUGCUACCCAUGAAGAAGGUCUGGGUCCCAGUACGGCUUGCCAGGAUUUUGCGAGGUAUCCGGUACGCUCCUGCUCGAUCAGGUGCGGCCUGUGGUGCGUCAGGGACCCGGACCAAUGUCUCCACCUUCAUCGUUGUGCAUCGGUCCAGAAUUUACUGAAUGCAGGCAUGGGCAUAUUCCAGGACGUCAGUGCAAAGAUUCAUCAGGCUCAAAUUGUGAAAGUGUGGUUCAGGGAGCAUGUGGAAUCAUUUUCACACAUGAACUGGCCACCACAGAGUCCUGACCUUAACCCCAUUGAAAGUCUGGGAUGUGCUGGAGAAGACUUUACAGAGUGGUUCGACUCAAUACUGCCUUUAGCUUUGUUUACGGCACACAUUCGUCGUGGCAUUGUUUCGACUUAUUUAUUUUUUUUGGCCAGGCAGUGUAUACACGUUGAUAGGUGGUAUUUCAAACAUUAUUGAUUAAAAUUUUUGGUUUAUUUUUUUGUAUUAUAUUAAUUUUAAGUAAAUUAAAUUAAACUUAACAUGUCAAGGUGCCAUGACUUAAAAUAUGCCAUCAUUGUAACAAUUAUCUGUUUAGAUAAAGUACAGUAAUCUAAAGAAGAUCUCUUAAAUUUCUUGAAACUUAAAGGGACAGUUCACCCAAAAAUGAAAAUUCUCUCAUCAUUUACUCACCCUUCAUGCCAUCCCAGAUGUGUAUGACUUUCUUUCAUCUGCUGAACAUAAAUUAAGAUUUUUGAAGAAUACCUCAGCUCUGUAGGUCAUUUAAAUGCAAGUGAAUAUCAGAAGGUCCAAACAACAGAUUAACGUUAAAGUAAUCCACUCCAGUAGUUUAAUCCAUGUCUUUUGAUGCGAUCCAGUUGGUUUUGGGUGAGAACUUCUUUUUCAUCUUGUCAUUGCAGUCUCUAGUCACAAUCAUGAUUUCAAGCUCGAUUACACUUCCUAGUGCUUGAAGAAUGCGCAGAGCGCUAGAUGGCACUAUAAGAAGUGUAAACGAGCUUGAAAUCAUGAUUGCCAAGGAGACUGCUGUCAAGAUUUAUAGUGAAAAAAUAGUUACAUUUCGGUCUGUUCUCACCCAAAACUGAUUGGAUCGCUUCAGAUUACAUUGAUUAACCUACUGGAGUCUCAUGGAUUAUUUUUAUUAUGCCUUUUAUGUGCUUUUUGGAGCUUCAAAGUUCUGGUCACCAUUCACUUGCAUUGAAUGGACCUACAGAGCUGAAAUAUUCUUCUAAAAAUCUUCAUUUGUGUUUUGCAGAAGACAGAAAGUCAUAUACAUCUGGGAUGGCAUAAGGGUGGGUAAAUGAUGGGAGAAUUUUCUUUUUUGGGUGAACUAUCCCUUUAAGAUAUUUCUUAAAAUGUCUUAAAACUUAGAGUCCUGUGACAGUUGCAUCAUUUCAAAAUCAAAUUGCAUCAAACGGAAUGUAUUGUUAAAAAUUAAACAACAUUGGUGAUAUUAUUUUCUUUAGAUUUCAUAUUAAAUUAAAUUGCAUUACUUUUUAAUUCUACUUUGUUGUUCAGUUUCGAAUUGCAGUUCUAUUGUAUUCCAGGUACUGAAUUGUAAUUGAAUUGCCAUUCUUAACUCAGUUCUGAAUAGGGUUGCGGAAAAUUUCCGGUAAAUUUCCGGAAACUUUCCAGAAACUUUUCAUGGGAAGUUAAGCUGGGAAAUUUUGGAAAUAUUGGAAAACUUUGGGCACUUGGCUAUAUGCUGCUGCAUCUUUGUGGCAUUCUUAACAUAGGUAUUUGCACAGUACUUGCAAAUGUACACAGCCUUCUACAUUGGCUGAGGUGAAAUGUAUCCACACAUCAGAUGGCGCACGUGGCAUUAAACACUAAUGCAAUGCCAUGCACAGAUAUAUAAAUAGUUAGCUAAACAAUUGGAAUAUUCUGGAAUGGUAAAAAUAUUUUACAAUUGAUGCUGGACAAAUGAAUAGAAAUAGGCUAGAUGAAUAGAUGAACACUCCUCUAUCAACAUGCUAAAUCAAACUAUAACUUACGUUCUUGUAUGAUAAGAGAAAACUGGCUAGCAGAAGGCAGAAGAAACAGCAUUACAGUUGAGCUAGCUAGCACCAUGAUAGCUAGCCUCUUAAAUUGUCAAUGAAAUGGUGUUAGCUAGCUUACAUUUAGCAUAUCUGAUUUACUGGCUUGCUAGCUACUGUAUAAACACAUUUUGAUUUAGUAUUUGCUAGUUAAACUUUAAUACCAUAGAUAAAAUACAUUUACCCUAGUAAUAUCAUCAAACCUUACUUGACUGGAUGUAGUCCUUGGGCUCAAAUGCAGUAGUGUGGCUUCAGUAGUCCUGCUGUAGUAAGUAGCCUGCAGUAAGUAGUGUGCUGUGUGCGUGUGAUUGAGGAAUGCGCAGGGUAGAAAUUCAACUGAAUUUGCGUUAAAUCUGGUUGUUUUCACAAAGAUUAUGCUGCAAGAUGUUUUUUUUUUUUCAACUACAUUUAAGUCCCCUGUUAUAGGCUAACUUGCAAUUUUGCAAAUUUCCAGUUUAUUCCCAUUAAUUCCCGUUAAUUCCCAUGGAAAGUUUCCAACUUUGAAAAUACCCGGAAUUUUGCAACCCUAGUUCUGAAUGGAGCACAUCCCUGGUUCAUGGCUUGUGUGAAAUCAGUUAUGAAAUAACUUGAAAGGGAAUCAUUAGGUGAUAUUGCAACCUAAAAAUUAGCAUUAAAGUUUAAUAUAGUCAAGGAUUUGUCAAAAGUGCCUUGUCUUGUGACAGUAUUGUAUGUGAGAAAUCAGUAAAUUUUGGAGCAGUGUGUCCUGAGCUUUCAGUAUAUCUGAUGUGUUUGGGGUUCCAAAACAUCUACUGAUUCUCUUGUAUCCCCAAGUACACAAAUGGUGCUGUCAUUUUGAAACUCCUGUAAAGUCAGUCUGUAAAACUUGUCCUUUCUCUGAGCAAUUGUUACUGGAAGGAUAUAUGAUAGGAUAUGGUGAUUUUGUUUGGUGGAAUAUCUCUCUCUUUGUCUAAAAAAAAAAAGAUAAACUGCAAAUAUCAUAGGUUUGCAGUUAUGUCAUGAUGGAAAUAAGUUGGCUAAUUUCUUCAGUAAUGAUAUGUAACUGUUCUGUUCUUUGUGUUCCCUUAUCCCACCCUUCUUUUUCAUUUCCUCCCUCCCUCUCCCU
Molecule: messenger RNA, 3530 nt
Organism: Myxocyprinus asiaticus (Chinese sucker)
Lineage: Eukaryota; Metazoa; Chordata; Actinopteri; Cypriniformes; Catostomidae
Product: MRG/MORF4L-binding protein-like
Exons: 6
Coding region: 15-872 (285 amino acids)
Biological process (GO): regulation of transcription by RNA polymerase II
Cellular component (GO): NuA4 histone acetyltransferase complex; nucleus
Molecular function (GO): nucleic acid binding
Source: RefSeq, a predicted model, not a curated record